AUGACGACCAUGGACUUGCGUGUCGGUAAUAAAUACCGUAUUGGACGCAAGAUUGGAAGUGGUAGUUUCGGUGACAUUUAUCUGGGAACCAACAUCAUUUCAGGAGAAGAAAUCGCUAUCAAGCUCGAAAGCGUCAAAGCAAAACACCCCCAGCUCGAAUAUGAAGCUCGUGUCUACAAAUCCCUUGCCGGUGGUGUUGGCAUUCCCUUCGUGCGUUGGUUCGGUACCGAAUGUGACUACAACGCUAUGGUUAUCGAUCUCCUUGGACCUAGCUUGGAGGAUCUGUUCAACUUUUGCAACCGCAAGUUCUCGUUGAAGACUGUCUUACUUCUUGCCGAUCAACUCAUUUCCCGUAUCGAAUACAUCCACGCCAAGUCCUUCAUUCACCGUGACAUCAAGCCGGACAACUUCCUUAUGGGUAUUGGAAAGCGUGGCAACCAGGUCAAUGUCAUUGAUUUUGGUUUGGCUAAGAAAUACCGUGACCCCAAAACUCACUUCCACAUUCCUUACCGUGAGAACAAGAACUUGACCGGUACUGCUCGUUACGCUAGUAUCAACACACACUUGGGUGUCGAGCAGUCUCGUCGGGAUGAUAUGGAAUCUCUAGGUUACGUGAUGCUUUACUUCUGCCGUGGCUCCCUCCCUUGGCAGGGACUGAAGGCUGCUACUAAGAAGCAAAAGUACGACCGGAUUAUGGAGAAGAAGAUGACCACCCCCACCGAGGUCCUUUGCCGUGGCUUCCCCAACGAAUUUGCUAUCUACUUGAACUACACCCGCUCCCUCCGAUUCGACGACAAGCCCGACUACUCCUACCUCCGCAAGAUCUUCCGCGACUUGUUCGUGCGUGAGUCCUUCCAAUACGACUACGUCUUUGACUGGACCGUCUACAAGUACCAGAAGAACGCCGCCAUGAUUGUCGAUGCCAACAAUCCCAAGAAGGAUAAGGAGACUGAGGAACAGCAACGCCGUGCUGCUCAGGCCGCUCCAGCGCUUGCCAGUCAGGUUGCUGCCAAGCCCGGUGCUAUUUCCAGCCAGCGCCGCAAGGUCAUUGAACGUGGCACCGUCGAUACCCCGGACACCAACCGUGCAGUUGGAGGGAGUGACAGGAUGUGAGUACUAUGCUAUCAAGGUUCCUUGCUUCGUUCUGCUUCUAAGGGUGCUGCUGCAGGUGCAUAUGGAUCUGCUGGUCACCGUGCGAAGCGGGACGAUGGUACUGGAGCCCAGUGGUAUUGAUACAUUGCAGCAUGUUAGCUCUUGAGCACACCUAAACCCCAUUUUCUUUGAGCUGAUGCUCCUGGUUCUGCUUUUGUUGGACGACAACAAGCGACCGACCUAUGGAUCAUUAUCUCCAUUCUUUAUUUUCUCAUGGACUCUUUUCUCAUUCAUACACGACGCGCACCAGAAUGAUAUUUCGACUUUUCACAUUUCAUGAUUCGGUUAAUGGACGCGGUUUCGGAUGUGUCGAUUGACGAAGCAUCUUCGAGCUGGUUUCUUUCGACUUCGAUUUCGACUACACAGUAUCAAUUCGUUCUAUCGAUCUCGCCUACCGAUCGUUUCCAUCCAGAACGACUGUGUCUUGCGUUUUCUUAAUCUCGAAACAUGAAAGUCGUGGCGCUAUUCUCAUACAACCCAUUUCCUCGGCUAGUUUUGCUCUGUUCUGAAGCAUGUGGGAAGAAACAUCAAUUUCUUGUUUUCCACGAACGGCUAUGCGGAAUGGAAAUGUGAGAUGGAUUGAGUUGACCAUGAGUGGUUGAUACGACAAUAAGACGUUAUCAACCUCAUCUUUGUGUGUUUGUUUGAUCAUCAUUUUUUUGCCCAUCCCCCUCCCCUUUUUCAUUAUUAUUUCGCGAUACGAUGUGUUUUGCCCCAGAUUGCUAUAUUGAUUUUGAUGAUUUGUUAUGUCGACGUGAGUUUGAUGACAGGGGACGGGUGCAGUUCAGUGGAGUGAAGAGAGCUCACCAAGGGGAAAUAGUGUUAGUUGGAUUGAUAUGCAGCUUCGUUGUUGGCGAUGGAAUAUGACAAGUUGCAUGUUGGUGAUGGCGAUGGAUGAAUAGGGUCGCUUCCGGGGUGGUAUUCGGAUUCACGUCGAGCAUGUUAUCUGUAUUACGUUAGUCAGCUAUUUCUACGAGUCAAGUUGCUUCGCGUAUCUCUCGUAUGAUUUGCAUAGUCGGUAGUUGCCCACGUGCAUAGGUAGUUGUACCCGUCCAUUCACUAUACA
Molecule: messenger RNA, 2218 nt
Organism: Talaromyces stipitatus ATCC 10500
Lineage: Eukaryota; Fungi; Ascomycota; Eurotiomycetes; Eurotiales; Trichocomaceae
Product: casein kinase I, putative
Exons: 3
Coding region: 1-1113 (370 amino acids)
Biological process (GO): signal transduction; endocytosis; peptidyl-serine phosphorylation
Cellular component (GO): cytoplasm; nucleus
Molecular function (GO): ATP binding; protein serine/threonine kinase activity
Source: RefSeq, a predicted model, not a curated record